Messenger RNA from Tuber aestivum (summer truffle), 1652 nucleotides. Lineage: Eukaryota; Fungi; Ascomycota; Pezizomycetes; Pezizales; Tuberaceae. The record is from the annotation of a GenBank genome assembly.
ACCACCGCAACACCGCCCACCGGUAAAGUACUCGUGCCGCACCGUGCAAUAAGGAAUAGGCUAGAGAGAGCGAAAUGGUAUCAACCCGUUCCUCAACACGGAAAUCUCGCUCAAACAGCACUUCCACCUCCCCCCCCACCAAAAAGCGCGCCCAACAACCCAAAUCCCCCUCCACUGCGAAAAAGCGCAAACUCCGAGCGCCGCCACCCCCAGGUUCGCCAUCCGCCCAACUCCACAGCGAAAGGGAGGAGGACGCCGGGCGGAGAGAGCGGGCGCGGGAGGGCGGGGUGCUGGAGAAGGGCCUUGUUUAUUUCUUUUUCAGGAGUAAGGUUGCCGUCGAGAGCGCUGGCGGAUUGGAGGAUGUCAAGAGGGGGUAUAUCGUUCUUAAGCCUUUGAAGCUGGGCGAGGGUGUAAGUGUGGGUGGGGAGGGGAGCAAGGGGGAGGGGAAGUGUAGGCUUCUGGCCGUGCCAAAAAAGAGGUUGCCGACGAGGGGGUUUGAGAAGUUUUUGUGAGUGGUGGCCAGUAGUCCUGCGAUUGGAGGGGGGGACUAAUGGCGGGGCCAUAUGUGUGAUAGGACCUUCGUGGAGGAGCCGAAUAUAACGGUGCGAGACCUCAAGGAUCGGUUUUUGAAGGGUUCACGUUACACAACAAAGACCCGAGGGUUUCCUCCCGCUUCAUCACUCCCUCACCUCACCUCCUAUACUAACGGUUACCAGCGAACGCGUCGACUCGGCAGCGGAGCCCAUAGGAGAAGGAGUAUAUGCCCUCGUCAAGCACCCGAAAGAGCGCUCAUCACAUCUAGCAUACCACCUGACCAUACCAGAGCAUGCGAGUGAGAUACAGUCCGAAUUCGGAAUCAAGGAUCGCGGGAGCUUUAUCGUCUCCGUGAAGAAUCCGAGUGCGCCAGCACCGCGGAGCGUGGCGAUUGCUGAUCCAGCGGAGUUUCCGAAGGAGUAAAUACCCUCCCUGCCAUGAGACCAGAUGACUUGGUGUGUUUAUGGGACUAAUUUCCGGAAUAGGGUUAUGGAUGAGUUUGGUGGGCUCCGUUGGUUGCCGUUGGGGAGGGAACACUUGGAGUGCAAGAACGCGCAGAUGUUGUUCAUUGGCGAGAGGGAGGUCUUGGAAGGGAAGGAGCAUGAAGUUGCCGGUGAGGAAUUGAAGGAGCUGGAGGAGGAAGACGGGAAACGAGUUGAGCAUUUGAAAGGGGAUGAAGCGGUGUUUAGGGAUUUGGAGCUGGAUAGGGGAGAAUAUGUGGGUGUCAAGAGCAACUGGUAGAAAGCGAGCACCCUCCUCCUCCUUCCUACCUUGCGGAAAUCAGGAUCUAGUCGGGAUGGAAGCACCAUCCAUGAUCCUCCAUAUCAGCCCCCUCCCCCGGUCUUGGCGAUCCAUUGAAAAAGGCUUCGUUACCCAACAAUCAAUAUAGGUAGACCCAAAUCUAAUCGGAUAAGAUUAUGAAGAAUAACGUGCCAAGCCCUAUUUUCUCUCUCAAUCUACCUCUACAAGGGAAUUGUGUUACCAUUAACAGUCUUGUAAUACGAGUAUUAUGAUAAAAGAAAAGACUGGGGCACCCAUGCCCAAGCCGCGGUGUGUGACAGCCAUAACCGAUCUAAAACAAAACAAAAAAAAUAAUUAUGAUUCUUGCGUACUAGUAA